AUGUUCAUUACUGGGAACUCUCCUGGGAACCUCUCUCUCCACCUCUCACACAUCACUAAGGAGGAUCAUGGGGUGUACAGGUGUACAAUCAAGGAUAGAGAAGACAGGAACACAUACUGUACAUCUGACUCUAUGUAAAAGGUAAGAGAUGCAUCUCAGGCUUAGACAGCUGUGUAUAGAAAAUAUGACAGGAAGCAACAGUAUAAGGCAAACAUCUGUACAAACAAUUCAUGGUUUGGUCCUCAAAUAUAUAAGCUAUUUCAGAUUACUACAUUAUAUGGCAUUAAUAAUACUGAAGGCUAGCAGUGAUACUGUUAGUAAUGGGUAGUCUUACAUGUUCAUGGUAGCAGUUGUAGAGAACUACCAUCAUCUAAAAUUGAUAAAGUAAGUAUAACACAUUUCUAUGUAUUUCAACAGGCUACACUUUGUUAGACACUACAGCCCUGGAGAUGGGUAGAUCCACACACCAGUCUGUGCUCCUGCCCUGUUCCGGUUCUGAACUUCAGGCUAAACCUCCCAGCGUCACAUGGACUAAAUUCAGAGAUGGACAGAGACCUGAGACUAUAUCAACCCAGAGUGAUCACUACAAAGGCAGAGUAAAGAUGUUUACUGAGAACUCUCCUGGGAACCUCUCUCUCAUCCUUUCACAUCUAACGCGUGAGGAUGAGGGGUGAUACUGGUGCCAAAUCAGUACUGUAGAAAUCAAAGAAAUCAAACUCUAUUUUAAAGGUAAGAGAUCCCACUCCCAAAAAAUGUUGGGGCUCAUUUUAUCUUUAGCUACAUAGUAUUGGCAGGGACCUAAUGCUCCACUUUUCUGUUAGAGUCAGAGCAAACCAAAACACCCACCACCACCAAACAUCCAACAGUAACUCAAACCAAAACACCCACUGCCACCAAUAACUCAACCCACAACUAGAAAAUCCCUACCAACAACUUCAUCUAAAAGUCAGUGUACAUCAUGACAACACUCCACAAGCAAAAUAAGGAAAUCAUUCAAAUGUCUUAUAUUGCUAAAGACUGUUGCUGGUUAUAACCAUAUUUAUAUCAAAGGAUCAGUACAUUUCCUGGAAGAGUCAGUUACACGAGACUGACUAAAUGUCCAUGUCCUGUAGGGACAGACACUGGGGGGACUUCAGAGAAAGCUCCAUCUACAAUCCUCUACAUUGUACUGGCUGUUCUACCAGUCAUACUCAUCAUUGCUGGAGUGGCUCUUUACAGAUAGAGGAGAAAUAAUGGUUACUUGUCCACAAUUGCAACCACAUAGAAAAGCAAUGAGUUUAGUUGGGGGAAAGUGACAGGACUAAUUGUGUUUAUUAAACUCACUGUUAUUUUAUAGAAAAACACAGAGGAGAAAAGUAGUGGGAGCAAAACAGGGGGAAAGAAAAUGAUAAGGUAAAUAAAUAAUUUAGAAGCUCUAUCUUACAGGGGUGUCAAACUCAUUCCAUGGAGGGCCUAGUGUCUUCUGGAUUUUGGUUUCUCCUUUCAAUUCCUUACUAAUCAGUCACCUUAAUUCCUCAAUCAAGUACAAGGGAGGAGCGAAAACCCGCAGACACUCGGCCCUCCGUAGAAUGAGUUUGACACAUGAGAGUGUGGGGAAAUUAAGAUAUGACGAAAGAAUACAUCCCAUUUAUCAUUGUGUUAUUUAUAUGAGGAUGGUCAAUUAGACAAAGUUACUGUUUGUGUCUCAUUGUAUCUCUCCUCUAUAGGAUGAUGUAUGCUACGGUUCACACAGAAACAUCAACCAAGAGGAGACAACAACACUCCACAGUGCACUAGUAAGAGAAGUGUAGUAUGUGUGUUAGUAAAAAUACACUGAGUGUACAAAACAUUAAGAACACCUUCCUAAUAUUGAGUUGCACCCCCCCUUUUGCCCUUAGAACAACCUAAAUUUGUCGGGGCAUGGACCCUACAAGGUGUCGAAAGCAUUCCACAGGAAUGCUGGCCUAUGUUGACUCCAAUGCUUCCCAUUGUUGUGUCAAGUUGGCUGGAUAUCCUUUGGGUGGUGGACCAUUCUUGAUACUCACACGAAACUGUUGCGCGUGAAAAACCCAGCAGCAUUGCAGUUCUUGACACACUCAAACCGGUGCACCUGGCACCUACUACCUACCAUACCUCGUUCAAAGGCACUUAAAUCUUUUGCCUUGCCCAUUCACCCUCUGAGUGGCACAUGUACACAAUCAAUGUCUCAAGGCUUAAAAAUCCUUCUUUAACCUGUCUCCUCCGAUUCAUCUACACUGACUGAAGUGGAUUUAACAAGUGACAUCAAUAAGGGAUCAUAGCUUCACCUGGAUUCACCUGGUCAGUCUAUGUCAUGGAAAGAGCACUCAGUGUAUAUAUAGUGUAAAUUAGUGUGAAUCUACAUCCCUGGGUGCUGCAGUGCCUGUAUCUGAAUGUAUCUUGUGUUUCUUAUUGUCCCUCUGUACAGGAGGAUCCCUCAGUUAUAUACUCCAUUGUCCACAUGAAAGGAAAAGGGAAGGCAGCAGUGAGUAUAGAGAACAGUGGAGAAUUUGUGUUUAUUUAACCUUUAUUUAACUAGGCAAGUCAAUUAAGAACUCAUUCUUCUUUACAAUGACGGCCAGAGUAUGCCAGCAUCAAGACGGGCAGAUCCUCCUAGAGCCAUUAUACAGUAGGCCACACAACAUGUGUGGUUAUUGUUACCAUAUAUUACUUAACUGUAAAUAUGUUUCACUCUUCACAUACAAAUCUUCAUAUUACAAGGCAAAUUAAAUACCAUAUGAUAGAAUUCAAAUUUGAUCCCAAUUACAUGAUGUAUUUUGUCUUUCACUUUUCUUCUGCCAUAAUAUCAUAAAUUAAAUGCAUUCUGUAAAUAUGUAUGAUAGAUUAUUUUUCAAAACUAACUACUUUUAUUAACAGUGUAAAGAAUAGGAAAAUCUAUGGCAAUAAAGUUUGAACAAAAAGUACGCUCUUCUCUUCUUUUUGAUGAGUUGUGUUGUUUUAUGUAUCUACAUUGGCAAUGUUUGGAAUCAUAGUUCUGCUAAAAUCAUGCUUGUUCUCUAAUGGUGAUAUGUGGAAUUAUAUUGCAAUGGCGAUAGAAAUUCUCUUCAACCAGUAUGCCUUUGUUGAUUUUGGGGAAUUAUGCAAUACCUGCCUAAUUUUUCUAAUAUACUGUAUUUAGGGUCUAUAUUUGUUAUCUAAAGAGGUUGAGCAGUUUUCCAUUUAUGAAAUGACAGAUUGGAGGAUUGAUGGUCAUUUUGUCAUGGAUUACAUUAUCAUGGUCAAAUGAAAAUAAUCCUAGAUUUAUCUGAACUAUGAUUCCUUUCAAAGACUGACAUCAUUUUGAGAAGAGCGAGAGUCGGAUGACUAGUUAAGGAGAGUCGGGUGACUAGUUAGAGAAAAAGAGAUGCAGAGAGGUCUGUAACCGGAUGUGGGCUGAGAGUCACGACAUAGCAUUCACACACUGUACUUCCCUGGCAAGGUCACACAAGUACACAUAUUGUCAGUCUACACUCACAGGGAAGCCAAACUCAGUCCCUCUCUCAACACAUACACACAGAACAUACCGUUUCUGUCUUUAGACAGUCUUCAACAUCAGGAGACAGUUGUCAUCAUGUGGAUCUCUGUGUUUCUGAUCAGCGCAAUCCUUCACAUUACUGCAGGAAAUGAAGGUGAGUCCUACUGUCUUAACCUGUAUGUGGUUAUGGAGGCCAUGGAGACCUCACUGUUACUGAAAAAAAAGAGUGUGUGGAAAAAUACUAAUGUGUUGAGUAUACAAAGUGUACACAAUCACAUAAAGUGUUGCUUGUUGCUCUUACUCUGGGGAGAUUGUUUAUCAACAGUCAUCCUUCUGCAGUUAUUAUUCUGGUUCAUAAACAAUGUUUAUGGCAUAUCUUAUUGCUUCUGGUCAAAUAAACCAUUGAUUCACUUUGGAUAAAAGUGUCUGCUAAAUGGCAUGUAUGGAUUCUGUUGCAGAUCUCUCAAAUCCUGUUUCAGUUUCAGACACAAUGUAACAUCAGAUUACUUAACAAGAAGGUACUGCCCAUAAUGGAUUGUCUAUACUGUACAUGCAGAAUUGUAAUACUCGUAUUAUAAGUAUAAUGUUGCUCUGUUUUUCAACAGGCUGUACCCUUUCAGGCACUAACAUUCGACUGCAGGAGAUCACUGCAUUUACAGGCCAGUCUGUUCUCCUGCCCUGCUCCUGUACUGUACGUCAGUUUGAUACUCCUAGACUCACAUGGACUAAAUUGAGUCAGGAGACUGUUAUAUUAACCCAGAGUGAGCUCUACAGAGACAGAGUGGAGCAGUUUAAUGAAAAAUUUCCUGGGAACCUCUCUGUCCUCCUCUCACACCUCACUCAGGAUGAUCAGGGAGAUUACAGAUGUACAAUCAAGGAUAGAGAAAACAGGGACGAAUACAGGGACAUCAGACUCCAUGUUAAAGGUAAGAGAUUCAGACAGCUGUAUAUAGAAAGUAUAACAGUAUGGCAAACAUCUGUACAAAACAAUUCAUGGUUUGGUCCAUCAAAUAUAUAAGCUAUUUCAGAUUACUAUAUGGUGUUGGUAAUACCGUUAGUAAUGGGUAGUCUUAAGUGUUCAUGUUAGCAGUUGUAGAGAGCUACCAUCAUCUAAAAUUGAUCAAGUAGGUGUCCCUCAACAAAUUGCUCUGUUUCAACAGGCUGCACUUUGUCAGACUCUAACCAACUGGAGAUAGUUAGAUCCCGGGGCCAGUCUGUGCUCCUGCCCUGCUCCUGUACUGAACUCCAGGCUAAACCUCUCAGACUGACAUGGACUAAAUUCCUCGAUGGACAGACACACGCAAUACCAUUAAGAGACAGAGUGGAGAUGUUUAAUACUGAGAAAUCUCCAGGGAACCUCUCUGUCCUUCUCUCAUGCAUCACUAAGGAGGAUCAGGGGUGGUACAGGUGUGAAAUAAACAACCAAAACUUUAGAGACAUACGUAUCACUGUUAAAGGUAAGAGAUCUGAUAAUGAUGCAUUUUAUCACAGAGGUUUCUCCGUAAAUAACUUAACAUCAUAAGAACAGAAUGGCCACGAAUGCGUACAGAGCAGCAGUUUGUAGAUUUCCUGACAGUUGUGUAGAAUGUAGCAGCACGGUAUGGUUAUUAUCACUAGUAGUAACUGAUAAAAAGUGAGUAUUGUCUGCACACUGAAAAACAAGCACGGUGUUCACAAUUUAAGUUGACUUUGUCAUGCUCAAGAGGUGCAUAACAAAAUAAGUUUAGAAGAGGGUAAAGACGGGUAUUCAAAACACCUUGAACUCACAUUCAUAACACCUUUUAAUUCAUAACAACAUAACACAUAUUCAACAUCAACACUGUUGAAGGCCUACCGACCAAUAUAGUGCAAUUGAGUGAGUGGAAUAUCUCUCUUUAAACACAACAAAUAGCCUAGAUAUAGAACAUGUAAACUAAUCUGGGACUCAUGUUAGUUGCAUAGUAUUGGCAGAGCCCAUUCUAACAUGCGCCUCUGCUCUAGCUAACACUAGGCUAAUGGUCCUCUCUCCUGUUAGAGACAGAUGGACCCCAAAAAACCACUACCACUAAACAACCAAAAGUAACUCAAACCAAAAGACCAGAGACUACAAAAGCACUACCAACAACUGCAUCUAAAGGUCAGUUCAUGUCCAAUGAAUAUCAUGAAAUUACACUCCCCAGCAGAAUAUUUAAAGGAAAUUAUUCAAAUGUCUCAAAAUUACACACAUAUACUACUGGUCAUACCUACAAUUCCAUCAAAUUGUCAGUACAUUUUAUGUCUGACAGGUUCGAAUAGAUGACAUUUUAACAAAAAACUACAUCAGUGUACAAGCUGACCACAGUACACAAUUUUGCACUAAGCAAAGCUCUCUGUUAUACUGUAGACUGACUAAACAUGUCCAUAUCCUGUAGGAACAGACACAGUGGGGACCUCAGGAGAAGCUCCAUCUGCAUCCUCUCUGCCAAACAAUACCAUCCAAUACAUCUUACUGGCUGUUCUACCAGUCAUACUGAUCAUCGCUGGAGUGGCUUUGUACAUAUACAAGAGAAACAAAGGUAUUUAUCCACAAUUGCAACUACUCAGAAAAGCAAUGAGUUCAGUGGAAUGUGGGAAUGGUUCAUUUUGUGUAUUAAACACUGUUUUCUUUUUUUCCCAGGAAAGAAAAACACUGGGGAGAAUAGUAGUGGGAGCAAAACAGAAGAAGAGAAAAAUGAUGAGGUUCAUCAAUAAUUUAGAAGCUCUAUCACAUUGAGAUUGUGGGGAAAUCAAGAAUACAUCCCACUUAUCAUUGUGUUAUUAUACGGUUAAGGGUACAAAGUUACUGUAUGUGGGCCUUCUUCUCUGUUUCCUAGGAUGAUCCCUCUACAAUGUAUUCUACGGUUACAGACAGAAACACUGGUUUAGGCGACAAGACAACAACACUCAGUGCACCAGUAAGAGAAUGUUUGUGUUUGUGUGUUUGUUUUUAAGACUGUUACUGGAUUAAAUCAUGUCAAAUUCAGUGGGAAAAUGAAGGUCUCAAGAAAGAUUACAUCUCAAUCACUGUGCUAUUUGUGUGCUGAUGGAUGUUGCAACGUCAUUACACAGUAUGUGUCUCAUUGUAUCUUGCCUCUCUAGGAUGAAAAGUGUAGUGUGUGUGUGUGUGUGGUAGUAUAAACAUUAUAUAUAGUGUAAAGUAGUGUGAAUCUGUGCAUCCCUAGAUGUUAGCAGCAUUGCCUGUGUCUCUGAAUGUAUCUUGUGUUUCUUAUUGUCCCUUUAUAUAGGAUGAUCCCUCAGUGAUAUACUCCACCAUCGUCCACAUGACAGGAAAAGGGAAAGCAGCAGUGAGUCUGGAGAGCAGUGGAGAAAUAGAGUACGCCAGGAUCAAGACAGGCAGAUCCUCCUAG
Coregonus sp. 'balchen' is the source of this 6837-nucleotide messenger RNA. The record is from the annotation of a GenBank genome assembly. Lineage: Eukaryota; Metazoa; Chordata; Actinopteri; Salmoniformes; Salmonidae.